Messenger RNA from Lactuca saligna, 859 nucleotides. Lineage: Eukaryota; Viridiplantae; Streptophyta; Magnoliopsida; Asterales; Asteraceae. The record is from the annotation of a GenBank genome assembly.
AUGUGUUCUUCUUCUCUCUUUCUUUUGGGUUCGUUGUCCACCGCUGUUUCUUUUUGGUUCUUCGUUGUUAUUGCCUCAGCCAUGGUCACCGCCCACCAUCCAAACGGCUUGCUUCGUUCUUUAUUACACCACCAGUUCCUUCCACCGCUUUCAUUUUUAUUCCUCAUGCUCCCCCCACCGCCUCUCUUAUCAGAUGUCUUCUCCACCACCUACACAUACGUCUUCGACCAUACCUCCGGCCUCUGUGGCCUUCUUUCUAAUCGAAUUGGAGGAGAGGUCCUGUUGAAAACGGCGGUGUCGUACGCACGACCGGCGUCGACGUUUGUGGAAAAUUUUCUAUUCUCUGUCCACGUGUUGUUCAGCGUGCCUGGUUUUGCUUCCAUCUUUAUCUGUUAUCUGAACUUAGGGCUUUUAUCCCAUCCUCUCCUCUCCCUACCAGUCGCCGAAUAUAACUCUUUCUUCGUGGCUGAUUCAGAACGACUUGAAGGUGGUCACCGGUGCUUGAUAUCGAGUGCUAGGGGUGGUAUUGGGUAUGGUCGAAGACAUUCACUUGUGAGAAUCGGAGAAAGCAUUCGAAUGGGUUUCAUCUAAAGCACAUGAUGGAAAAUCAGUUACUUCAUCAGAAUUUAUAGCCUAUUUGCCGGUUGCUGCUUAGUCUUGGAUCAUUUAAUGUUUAUAAUUGUACCUGGAUGUACAUAACCUGUUACUGUAUGGUAUCCAAGGUAGGGGCAAAUCACCAAAUUACCCUUGAAUACAAUUUGUGGAGAAAUCUUCAUGCAUAAAUCCACAAUGUGACUAGAAUCCUACGCUUUGAACGCAAAAACAAAGCUGAAAUAAUGUCAUAAGAAAAUCUAUGAAC